GCAGCAACGCUCCAGCAUUCGAAGCAAUCAGUGCCCGACGCAGUCGCAAUUGCAUAUCGCAGGCGUGGUCGAAGUAGUGGCAGCAUUAGUGGGAUAUUAGCGAGUAUCUGGUACCUGCAUCCGCUCCCAGGUUGCAUGUACCGCAGCUGCUCCCUUUUUCCCGCUUUUCCCCCUGAGGCCCACGCACAUCUCCGCCAUCACUUUCUUUGGGCGGUACUUGCAUUGCGCUUCAUCCCUGCAAGUAUACGAUACCCUCGGGGACCUACCUUGGAUCUGACCACGACCAUCUACGGGCCCGACACACACACACACACUCUCUCUCUCUCCCCAUCUGGGCAGUCCCUUCGUUCCUCGCCCGCCCGCCCGCAGGCUCUCGCUCCAAUCUCCAAUCUCACACCCAAUCUCUCACUCUCUCUUCGUUCGCCCUGGGGCUCUCCCGCGCUCCGAGCUCUCGCUCUCUUUCUGUCUGCCGGGCUGCUCUUCUUGUCUCGAUCCGCGUUGCGCUGUUCCAAAUAUCGGGCGCACUGCAACCGGCUCGUCCCAAGUCUCAUCUCGUCAAUUUUACUCCAACGAGAACAACGAGAGUCUGACCGUUCCACUCGUUCUUCCUCUCAUUCCCUCCCCUCUCACUCGCCCAAAAGCCAAGACAAGGACCAUUCCCAAUUCCGCCUGUCUUUCACUCUUUCUGGUCUGGCCGCCUUCCUCCGCACCUCUUCUCUACCGCCUCUCGCUUCAAGUUGGGCCCUCGCCUCUUAUCCCACCAGUCAGUCCCUGACCUCAUAGGACGAAGUUCAAGUACCUUCGUCGUCAGUCGUCAGUUUCUGUGUGUGUGUGUGCGUGUGUAUUGUGCUGUUUUCCCGACCGACGAUCCAACUUCGCUCCGAUAGUCUGCCGCUAGUCUCGAAUCCACGAAGGGAAAGAAGCGCGCCAUCGACAACUUCGCUCAUCGAAAAAAAAAAAAAUCGAAGAUAAAAAAAGCUCUACCGACACAUAGGCUGUGGUCCGCGCGCCCAUUCCUGCUGUCGUCCUGUGUCGUGAGAGCUCUCGGCAAUUCAAGUCGGGCCAGACAUCAUCAAUUGGGCUGACAAAGGGGCCAUUGGCGACAUAUCGGUCUGUCUCCCACCGCCAGAUUCCCGCCAGCCUCCUCCCUUUGACCGGGGUCACCUCACCGACACAGCUUGCUGCCUCUGGCUCUCUGUUUUUCUCUUUUUCUUUCUAUUCUUCUUACCUUCUGCCUGCAGCCCUGUUUGGUUUUGGGUGGUGUUGAGGUAGACAGAAACACAAGAGGGCACAGGCUCAAAAGCUCCUUCAAACCAGUUCAGUUGCACAGCCGUUCACCACAGGAGUGCGUGCGCUGCGCGACCACCCCCUUGUCGCGUCUAUUCUCAGUGUCGUUGCAGCAUUGACUCGACUCCUCCCCCCUCUCCCAAAGACGAUCUUCGCCAAUACACUUCGUUUGGGUCCAACUUCAAUAAACAACAAAUCGCAACAGCCCCUUCGGCCAGGGAAAGGAAGAGAGAAGAAGAAAAAAACACCCAAGCGACCCCCUUCUGCCCGCACCAUGAGAUAGACUGGCCCGGUUCAUUGGUACAGCAGACAGUCAACAACACGACCUACCUACCCUAAGGACCAUAAUACCUCCAAUCGGGCUCGUCCGUCCCAUCCCAAUUCUGGACGAAUUAAUUCCUGCAGCUCAAUAAUUCCUGCGUCCUGAAACCUGGGGCCCAGCGAGCAACUCUACCUGACAGAAAAGGGAAAUCUAUCGCUUACGGAUUCUUCCUACGCUUCUCAAUCCUCCGCCAGCAAUCCAGCCAGCCUCCCUUGGCCCUCACAAAAACAUACGCACCAACAUCGCGGACCGACUUGCUAGCGACCUUCGCGAAACAAAACACGCCAAACUAGGCCGCCUCUCGGUCGGAACUCUAUUUUCUGCGUGCUCGCGUUUUCCCUUGUCGCAAGAUUAUGUCCUCGGCCGCUCUGCAGCCUGCCCGUCCAACACCAGCUUUGGCAUCACCGCCUUUACUCGCAGUGUCACCGAGCAGCCGCCAGUACACGUCGACACACUCCUCUCCAACCCGCGAGGCGUACGAUGCCAAUUUGCAAAACGACAUUACCUCUCCUGCACCGUUACAACACCCCACGAGCCAACCAAGCGGAGCCGGCGCGUCUGUGAAGAGUCCUGAUCCAGAUUCGUCCAUGACGUCCCGAGCUGCCCCGGCCAACCCCGUCGCCAUCGCGCCUUCAUCCCCAGACUACCAGUCUUCAUCCUCCGAACAACGCAAAAACAUGCCUCCAAUCGCCCCCCCUCGGACGUCUUCGACGAAUUACUCGGGCGGAACGACCACCACGGCUACCACAAAAAGACGUGAUCACGCUGUCGAAAAGGCGGCUUCUUCACCGCGACGCGGUCAAGCAGAUGGCACAAACGGCAAUGCCGACUACACCUACUCCGACGAUGGCUCCACGUCACGCAGCAGGAGAUCACAUCAGCAAAUGGCCCCCGAUUCGCCCCGUCGAUCUACUGGUAACCGACCCGGAAGCCAGCCGACAGUGAUUCCCGUCCGAUCACACGCACCGCCCCAGACAACCGUGUCUCCCAAACAACCCUCGCGCGAAGCGAGCGAGGUUUUGAAUAGAAUGGUUGUCUCUCAGCCCGAGGUAGACGUCGCUCGCGAAAAGGAGCGACUUGCAGAGGCACAACCCACUCGCGUUGGGUCCUCUCAUGAUGACGCCGCACCGCCCCCCGUCGUUGGUAUGUCUGAGCACGACGAUGGCAGACGAGGAGGCAGAAGCCGACACGACCAUUCCGGGAAGCGCGAGAAGGUGGUUCGAUUCGGCGACUAUAUCCUAGGCAACACAAUCGGCGAGGGCGAGUUUGGAAAAGUGAAGCUUGGCUGGAAAAACGAUGGCGGCGUGCAGGUUGCCAUCAAGCUGAUCAAGCGGGACAGUGUAGGCAACAAUCCCUCUAGGCUGGCCAAGAUUUACCGCGAGAUUGCCAUUCUCAGAGGCAUUUCUCACCCUAACAUUGUUCGCCUGCAUGAGAUGGUCGAGACCGAAAGGCAUAUCGGAAUCAUUCUCGAGUAUGCUUCCGGAGGCGAACUAUUCGACUACAUCCUGAACCACCGGUAUCUCAAGGACAAUGCAGCCCGAAGGCUCUUUGCCCAGCUUGUCUCUGGCGUGGGCUAUCUGCACAAAAAAGGCAUCGUCCACAGGGACCUGAAGUUGGAAAACCUGCUUCUGGACCGGAACCGCAACAUCAUCAUCACCGACUUUGGCUUUGCUAACACGUUUGACGCCGAGGAAGAACUUUCCGAAGAGGAGGAGCUGAAUCUUGGCGACCGCGAGUUCGUCAAGAAGUUGGGCCUGGAUAGAGUCAAGACCAACGGUACAAGAAAAGGCGAUCUGAUGCAGACCAGCUGUGGCAGUCCUUGCUAUGCUGCUCCGGAACUUGUCGUCAGCGAUUCUCUGUACACUGGCCGCAAGGUCGAUGUAUGGAGUUGCGGUGUAAUCUUGUACGCCAUGCUGGCCGGCUACCUCCCCUUUGAUGAUGACCCCGCGAACCCUGAGGGCGACAACAUCAAUCUUCUGUACAAGUACAUUGUCAACACACCCCUUACCUUUCCCGAAUACGUUACGCCCCAUGCGCGUGAUCUUCUCCGGAGAAUACUAGUCCCCAACCCAAGAAAACGAGCGGAUCUCUUCGAGGUGGCGCGGCAUAGCUGGCUGAGCGAGUACGCUCAUGUCGUGGAGUUCAUUACUAGUAGCACCACGACGCCGAAUGAGAUCCAGAACACGACUGUGCCGUCAGAGGAUGACUUUGCGGAAGCACCCGGCAUUGGACGUAGCGCAUCGGUUCGCGAGGCGUCCAAGACCAAAGCCAACACCCCCACAUCGGUCGGGGGGCUUGCGAGCAAGCAUGCCAAGAUCGAUGCCGACGCUGAGGCAGCCGCUAUUGCAAAGCAGCAGAAGGACAACAAGCGUCGCACCGUACAGGUCGAGUACGUGGCGCCCACGACACAAACUCAAAGGGGAGAGCCAGCAUCGACAGGUGGCAAGUCUCGACCGCGCUCGAACAGCCAAGGCCCGGUGGAGAUCGUGGAAGGUCAGCCGUUUCAAGAGAAGCCGCUCCCCAGAGACCCUCCUGUCUCGAGAGACUCAUACAGAGCCGGCCGGCAGGCCGGCCCACCACCAAGUGCCCAUCGCAACACUGCGGCGGCACCUUCAAGGCCGACGCGUGACACCCGUGCGACAUCUGACAACGCGUUCGUCUCCUCGACCUCGAGCGCACCGGCGACUGGAAGACCUCAGACGGGAGGCUCAAUGGCAUCAGGGUCGAUGGGACUGGGAGCUGGAAGCCGUGCGUCAUACAGUCAACCCAUACCUCCGGCCGUCGCGGGUACCAAUGCCCAUGGAAGAAUCCAACAGCCCAGCUCCCAGGAGCCUCAAGCCAUGGGACGUCCCAGCGUCAGCGUGCCCGCCAAGUUUGCCAAGGUUGCUGGGUUUCCUCCAGAGCAGGAACUCGCGCAGACUCAAAGCCAGAGCCAGACGCCACCUCAGUCAAGCGACGGCAGAGGCCAUGGACACAAGCGUUCCAGCACCAUUAGCUCUCUGCUGGGUCGCAACGGUUCCAUUUUUGGGGGUAAGAACCGCAGCAAACGACCCGAGUCUCAGAUCAUGGACAAGAGCCGAAAGUAUCCUCCGGUUAGCAUGCCCAACAACAUGCCGGUUGAAGGCCAGUCUCGUCCUUCGAUAGACUCUAGGGCCUCGAGACAAUCUUUCUCCAGGGCCUUCGGAAAGAAGCGAAGCGGCAGCAUCGCCGGCUCCCAGACUUCCCACGAGAAGCAGAACAGACGGUUUUCGUUGAUCCCGCAGUCCUUCUCGCUGAAGGCUAUUGGCAUCGGCAGAGAUUACGAUCGCCCCCCUUCGGAGCCUCAGUCUCAGCCCGAUCUGCCCAUUCAAGAGCCUCCCGAGGUCGAUGAGCACGGCCGAUACGUGGAUCAGCGAGGACAGUCUCGUGGUUACGAUGGCGGUUAUGACCAGGGAUAUAGACAGCCGCCCGGUUCCAACUCGGCACCACAGCUACAGGGCCAGGAUUGGCAAAACCAGCAACAGGGCUAUCAGCAGCAGCAGCACAUGGGCCCAAUCGGCCAACCCAGCGCUGUGCCGGGCUACAUGCAACAAGGUGCUGUUCUUAACACUGGUUCGGAGGAGUCGUUCGAGAACGCACAGCCACAGCAGCAUCAUCAUCAGCAGCAGCAGCACCAGCAGCGGAGGCAGUCAAGCGCACCGUAUCAAGGCGGUGGAUCUUACGAGCCCGGAGGCUACGAUGGACAACAGCAAUUCAACUCUCCCCGUGCAAAUGGUCGCUCUGGCCUGUUACAGAAGAACACUAAGAAGUUCACGGACGCAGAGUACACUGGCCAUCAAGGCAGCAGCGGAGCCGCCAAGAGAGUCAUGGACUUCUUCCGCAGGCGCGGCAAGGCGAGAGGCGGCGACGAGAGAUAGGAUACUCUCGAUGAUUUUAACUGCUCGCCACCCGUCAUAUCAAGAUCACGACCGUUGUGCGGACCCCGGUCGUCUCAGAUGAGCCUUUCUCCGGCUCGCCGAGUUGAGCGCUGAGAUCAAAUCAGGAUUCAAGGCGUUGCUUCUUUCUCCGUCUUCUUCCACCGUUCGAAGUUAUAAUGUGUGAAUAUCAAGCCAAGAGGAGGCCAGAACCAGUGGUUGCUUAGUAUCACAAUCAGAUGUUUCAUGGUUGUCUUGAUGACCUGCUGCAUUGUUAGCGAGCCGGCAUAGAAUGGUGGUAGGAGUUUCUUUCGUAGGUUCUCGCUUCGCGUAAUAGGGAAGAUAUGGAAGCUUGUUGGUUUUAUCGCUUCGGGCGACGACGGUUCAUGGGAUGGGAAUUUCUUUUUCUCUCUUCGGCACUGACGGAUUGGUGGUUUUUCUUGCCUCGUACAAAGAGGCCUUUUUUGUGGUUGGUUCAACUUGUCAUUUCCCCUCUAAUUUGAUGGCAUCACAGCAGUAACCCAGGUUACUUGCUGGCGGCGGCAAAGGCGUAUGGAACUACAGAAGAAGACGAAGCGAGGGGCUGUGGGAAAGAGAGAGAAUGAGAGCAGAACAAGAACAAACGUUGACUUUUGAAGCGUACUGUGUACUGAAACAUGUCUGGCUGGGGCAGCCAUGUAGCGACUUGUAUCGAAUCAUAAUGAGCCGUUUCCAAAUGGCAAAGCACCGACGGCAGAGCCAGUGAUGAGAGUGGAAUCAUUCAUGCUGGAUUCCCCUUCUCCUCGAGCUCAAUAGGAACGACGAGUGCGCGCGCGGAGCCAACAAGCGCCAUCCGAGGCCUCAUCAGACCAACCACGCUGAUGACGGGAUGGACCGCCGGACAUCUUGUCAAUGAUACCGAA
This is a messenger RNA of Colletotrichum destructivum, 6404 nucleotides long. Its product is annotated as Putative serine/threonine-protein kinase, active. Gene Ontology annotation, biological process: intracellular signal transduction; protein phosphorylation. Gene Ontology annotation, cellular component: cytoplasm. The record is from RefSeq and is a predicted model, not a curated record. The transcript is spliced from 3 exons. Gene Ontology annotation, molecular function: protein serine/threonine kinase activity; ATP binding. NCBI's taxonomy places the organism in Eukaryota, Fungi, Ascomycota, Sordariomycetes, Glomerellales, Glomerellaceae. The coding region runs from base 1963 to 5505 and encodes 1180 amino acids.